This is a messenger RNA of Bradysia coprophila, 2625 nucleotides long. RefSeq lists its product as uncharacterized. The record is from RefSeq and is a predicted model, not a curated record. NCBI's taxonomy places the organism in Eukaryota, Metazoa, Arthropoda, Insecta, Diptera, Sciaridae. Gene Ontology annotation, cellular component: plasma membrane. Gene Ontology annotation, biological process: actin cytoskeleton organization.
UCAGGAACCGUGCAGUCGUUUUGUUGAACGGAGCUAAAAAAGUAUCCAUUUGGAAAGUUUUUGCUAGUCCGUUUCUUAUGUGAGAUACACACAUGUUGGAUGUGAAUACUUGUUAAUUGUUCGCGUUAAAAAAAAAGAUGUAAAGAAAAAGAACAUUUUUUUUGUGUUCGUUCGGAACUUGAAAAGUGUUGUUUGCAUUGUGUAAAAUAUUGUGGAUUUUCGUAGGAAAGAUGUAAUGAAAUCUUCGAAUUGAAUUUAUUAUAGUAAAAUGUGAAUUGAAUUCGGUUGAGGGUUUGGAGCAUAAAGCAUGUCAAAGUAUAUAAACAACUCCCAGAGUAAACGAAAUAUCUGACGACAUUGGCUUUAGUAAAUUAAUGGCGGAAAAUAAAAUCAUCAAAACAUCAGUCAUAAAAAGAAUCUCAUUAGAAAAUGUUAAUUGCAUGUGUCUAAUAAGAGGAUCGUUAAUAUAAAAGAAAUCGCUUAAAUAUUUCAAAGAGAUAAGGUAUUAUACUCACUCGUAUAAUAAAUUCAAGUGAUCGCAAGCACAUAUUGUUUGCAAAACAAUUAAAAAAACGAAAAGAAAAAGUGUUUCAAAAAGUUCAAAGAACUAUAAAUAAAUUACAAAAUAAUAAUCAAACAGUCAAUUGGGAUUAAUCAUCAUGCUAGUUACGUCAGAGUCGAAUUCUGGUACGCCCAGGCGAACGCUAUCGAUUUUGGAUAGUCCAACUUUGGCACGAGUGGAAAGAGCUCGAUUGCGACUGGAGGCAAGCCGGUCCGGUCAACGGGAAGAUAGUUUGGAAAGGAGUAUAUUGGAUCCGAAGCACUCAUUGCUAGCCGGUCGGAUACCUAUCGAGUCUAUAUCUGGACCGAUCAAAAGAGGUUUACUCUGGCAACAAAGAGAUAGGCUCUUCUCUCGAUGGAAGGAGCGGUACUUUGUGCUAACUCGAGAUUAUCUCCAUUGUUUUAAGAGAGCGACUGGAUCAGCCACCGAAAGAAUUUCAGACAUGGGACAAUUUAUAUUUAAGAUCAAACUAGUUGAUGUUGAAAAAGUCGAAUGGUCAAACCGUCGCUCGUACUCAGCAAUUGGUCUAUUUCUUGGAAAUCGCGAAGGAAGAGUACUCUUGCGUUGUGACCAGGGUCUGGAAGAUUGGUUUGAGUUACUCGAUGAAUGUACACUAGGUAGCAAGGAGCGUCGACGUGCAUUGCGUAACGUUCAAGGACCCCGAUCGCGUGCAUCACUCGCGGCACCGCCCAGCCAUUCAUCGUUACAAACGAAUCACAUGGGCUUAGGUGGAACAUAUUCUAGUGCUUUAGAGGAUUGGCUGCUGCCCAGACACAAAACAUCGAAUUCGGUUAGCAAUCAUCAUUUCGCGCUCUCAGAUUCCGUGCCCGAUUUAACCGGUUUUAAUGAGAAUUGUGGCAUAUCAACCAAUCAUUCGACGCCACAAAAACUCCCUUAUCACAACAACAAUUCACGCUAUUCGGCCAAUGCUAAUGGAUAUCCACUUAUGCACAAUAGUAGUUAUUCAAAUGGUUUUUGUGGAACGCCACAGCGAGUGAGCAAUAAGAAUUACGAUGAUGAUGAUAAUGAAGUACAGUUGAGACGUGGUGGUGUUCUGUUGGGCAAUGGAAUGAUUGUUGGCAACGGACACGGUGGAAAUGUGAGGAAUGGUGGUAGAAAAUGUGAAAACGGCAACGACAAAGAGGAAUGGAUGUAUCGUCGACCACUCGGUCCGAACGAUGUCAGACACUCGUUGCUUACUGAAAUUGAUAUAUCGGCAUGUGAUAGUGGUCUGGAUACACCACCAUCGACGCAUCGACCAUCCAGCUACCGUGAUGUAUACUAUAUGAAAGCGGGCGCUAGGGAUUCCACUGACACGGGUGUUAGUUCAUCAAGAGGCACACUUGUAUCGCCUGGAGGAAGCUUUCGUGCUGCUAAUGGAAAUAUCAUUGGUUUGAGAAACAGCAUUCAGGAUAAAAUUCUGCGCAUCCGAAAUGAAGAGGACAAACUAUCGAUUCGAUCUAUGAACAAAUUGAAUUCGAAUGAGUUGUACGAUCCCAAUCAGAAUAAAUACUACAAAAGUAACGGCAAUGGUCACAUCACGAACAACAGCAACAACAAUGGCAACGGUAAUGGCGCUCUGCCCAGAUAUCAGCAACAUCCCGCUCUAGCAGCGAUCAUAAACGAAGCGCAAGGAAUUAAAUUCAGAGAUCGUUCCUAUUCAGACAUUCAACAAGUACCGCGUCGCCACUACAACAAUAAUUCACCGAGUCCUAGACGUCGUCCGUUCAUGGGCACUCCAACUCGAGUGUAAUUAGUUUUAAUUUUCCUUCCUCUUUUUAUAUUUAUUUUUGUUCGUCGUCGUUUUUAUUGCCAAUUUUUUUUGCUAGGCAAAAAUGGAAAAAGUUUCACUUUCGACAAAAUUGAAUAAUUUUUUUGUUUGUUUCUUGCUUCAACUCUGUAUCAGUGCGUUAAGUUCAAUUAACAUAAAAAAAUUUAUUCGAUUGCUAAACGAUAUAAAAGAAAAAAAAAAUUUAAAUUAAAAUUCGGUUCGUUGAACACGAUAUUACCAUCAAAACAUAGUGUCAAAUACAACAACGAGAAAAAUAAAAAUGUAAAAAAAA